Messenger RNA from Plenodomus lingam JN3, 375 nucleotides. NCBI's taxonomy places the organism in Eukaryota, Fungi, Ascomycota, Dothideomycetes, Pleosporales, Leptosphaeriaceae. The record is from RefSeq and is a predicted model, not a curated record.
AUGCGAUUCCACCCCCAGUUGAAUGGUUUGAGAAGAUUGGAUACCGGCGGAUCCGUAGCCAUCUGUUAUGAUAUUACUUUUUCGCAUGAGAAGCUGGCACGGCUGACAAGGGAGAGAUUUGCAUAUCGACGUCCUCUGGGACCUGUCGAAUCAUCGAAUUGGCAGUGGCGAGAUCCCAUGUCUCCCAAGCCACUGAAGGUCUGUGUUCCCAGGGGCGCUCUUACUUCGGACCUGUUGUUCCACUCUGUCCACCUCCGCGAGCUGGAAGACGUUGAUGUAAAUCGUAACACAUCAAGCUGCCCCCAACUUUCCACAGCAGCCAUGAUAAUUUGCAAGAAACGACCAAAUGGCGCAAUACGAGCAAUAGCCUGCUGA